AUGGCAGCUCAACACUCCAAUUUGGAGGGCCAAGAUAAAUGGCCUCAGAACACUGAGAGGGUGUCCCAGGACACAGACUCUAUCGAGUCCAUUUCCACAGUAGACACACAGGCCGACCGCGAUGCGCUAGGAAAGACAUUGACAGCUCGCGCCUCGCGAACCUCGCAUAUGUCACUGUCGGAGCGUGUAACGACAAUCGCAACCAAUGCCACCGCUGACCCCGACUACGAGGUCGACUGGGAUGGCGACGAUGACCCUGAGAACCCCAAGAACUGGAAUUUAAAGUAUAAGUCCAUGGGCAUCGUGUUCCUAUCAUGGAAUACUCUCAUUGUCGUGUUGUAUUCAACUUCUUAUACAUCAGGUAUUACAUUAAUGGCCGAGGAAUUCGGCCAAUCCGGGACUAUCGUCACCCUUGGCUUAACCUUCUAUCUGUUCGGUCUUGCCAUCGGGUCCAUGUUCAUGGCCCCGUUGAGCGAGGUCUACGGACGGAAACCUGUCUGUGUAAUAUGUCUUGCCGUGUUCACAGUCCUGAUCAUCCCCUGCGCGCUCGCGAAGUCCGUCACAGCACUGAUCGUCGUUCGGUUUAUCGCUGCUUUCUUUGGCAGUGUUAUGAUCUCUACAGCGCCCGGUAUGGUGGCUGAUUUGGUAGACGAUGAGCACCGCGCUCUGGCGAUCUCUGUUUGGAGUAUCGGGCCACUCAAUGGACCAGUUAUCGGCCCUGUUAUCGGAGGGUUCGUCACUCAAUAUCUUGGCUGGCGCUGGAUGUGCUGGAUCGCGCUCAUUCUCUCCGCUAUCGCGUUGGUCUUUGCUAUCCUCCUCAAGGAAACCUACGCACCAACCAUUCUACAAAAGAAAGCAGCCAGACUCCGCAAGGAGACCGGCGAGUCCCGCUGGUGGAGUCGUUAUGACCAAAAGGCGAGCCUUCCCGAAAUCCUCAAGCUGAACCUCAGCCGGCCAUUUGUAAUGGCGGUCACCGAGCCAAUCUGCAUUUUCUGGAACAUCUACAUCGCAAUCAUCUAUGGCAUCCUGUACCUCUGCUUCGUAGCUUACCCAAUUGUCUUCCGAGAUAUUCGCGGAUGGCAACUGGGCGUGUCUGGGCUCGCCUUCCUGGGUAUCGGGAUUGGCGUCCUCCUCACAAUCGCCUAUCCCGAGACGGGAAAACCAUACCCAGAAGCAAUGGUCGCGUUCGUCUGCAUCUGCGCAACAAUUAUCCCAGUCGGUGAGCUCUGGUUCGCAUGGACAUGCUCUCCAGCCUCGAUUCACUGGAUCGUGCCGACACUCGCGGGUAUUCCGUUCGGCGCGGGAAACACUGGUGUCUUCAUCUAUGCGUCCAACUACCUGACUCACAGCUACGGUAUGUAUGCUGCUUCUGCUUUGGCGGGUAAUUCGGUUAUUCGGAGUAUCCUCGGUGGUGUUCUGCCUCUUGCUGGCUCUUCUAUGUAUGCCAGUCUGGGGCCGAAUUGGGCCGGCACUCUGCUGGGGCUGUUGGAAGUUGUGAUUGUGCCGAUUCCGUUUGUGUUCUAUAAGUAUGGACAUAAGAUUCGUAUGAAGAGUCCCCUCAUUGUGCGCAUGCAGGAGGAGAAGACGAAGCUGGAGGGCAAGCGGGCCAAGAGGCAGCUUCGGCUUCAGCAAGUGAAUCAGGCAGAUGAGAAGAAGGUGGAAUUGGCGGUUUAA
Messenger RNA from Penicillium mononematosum, 1674 nucleotides. Its product is annotated as MFS transporter. Gene Ontology annotation, molecular function: transmembrane transporter activity. The record is from RefSeq and is a predicted model, not a curated record. Lineage: Eukaryota; Fungi; Ascomycota; Eurotiomycetes; Eurotiales; Aspergillaceae. Gene Ontology annotation, biological process: transmembrane transport. Bases 1 to 1674 code for a protein of 557 amino acids. The transcript has 5 exons.